This is a messenger RNA of Guillardia theta CCMP2712, 366 nucleotides long. RefSeq lists its product as hypothetical. The transcript has a single exon. Lineage: Eukaryota; Cryptophyceae; Pyrenomonadales; Geminigeraceae. Bases 1 to 366 code for a protein of 121 amino acids. The record is from RefSeq and is a predicted model, not a curated record.
AUGAAGGAGAAACGCAAUGUUGGGAAGUGGAAAGAGCACUCUCACCAACUGUUUAGCAUCACUACGGAACCUCCGAGACUUCUACGCUGCAUCGACGCGCCUGGUUUUGCAGACACGAAUGGCCCAGAAGUGAAGAUUGUGAAUGCCGUUAACAUGUUCGAGCUGAUGCGAAUGUCCAAAUAUGGCGGUCUCUCGAUCCUCGCCCUUGAAUCCCGGGAGGGGAGCUUUCUUGCAAGAGACCAUCAGGAUUCUGAUCAAGUUGUUCAGUGCUAUGCCAAGUGGCGAACUCAUGUUCUCCAGAACCAUGAUAGUGGAAGGAGCCAGGAGAGAAAAUCUAGAUUGGCUGAACUUAAUUCAGAUCUUUGA